AUGGCUUUCGCUGGCGCAUCUCUCGUCGCCGACGGCAUGCUGUGCGCCUCCACCAAGUCGGCCGUCGACUCCGGCGCCGACAGCGGGUACCACUUGCUCGUUGUCGAAGGCUACUCGCACGCCAAAGAAACGACUCCCAAUGGCAAGUGGAUCCAGUCUCGCCCUUUCAUUGUUGGAGGCCGUUGCUGGACCAUCGACUACCACCCUAAUGGCGAUGACUCACGAGAUGAAGAGUUUAUAUCGGUUUUCCUUAUCCUUGAGGACGAUAUCAAGCAGAGCGUCAAGGUUCAAUAUGUCUUCAGUUUCAUCGACCAGCCUGAGUUGCAGGUGUCGAAACACAUACGGCGACGCGAACCAGCAUGCUUCUACAAACAAUAUGAUGUUGAUGGCCAGUUUAGAUUCAUGAAAAGGGAGAGCCAUUUUGGAGAUCUCCUCCAGAGCAAGGAGGGUGCUGACAUUACAUUUGAGGUUGAUGGCGAGGACUUCGCGGCGCACCGGUGCGUGCUUGCAGCCCGAUCCACCGUCUUCAAGUCACAGCUCUUUGGUGCCAUGAAUGAAUCGAGUGUCGUCAAGAUAAGCGAUAUCAAAGCAAACGUCUUCGGGGGCUUGCUUACUUUCAUCUACACUGAUGCAGUGCCCGAAUUUGUCGACAUGGAAGCAGACAAUGACGAUGAUGAAAUUAGGUAUGCAACUCAGCUGCUGCAGUUCCUUGAAGCAGCGGACAGAUACGAUCUCCAGAAGCUCAAAUCGAUCUGUGAAGAGAAGUUAGCCGGCUUCAUAUGCCGAAAAACUGUGCCAGACAUCAUUGUCGUGGCUGAGCAAAGACGGUGCUUCGGGUUGAAGGAGGCCUGCUUGGAGUUCAUCAAAGCUGACUCAACUUUACACGCAACUUUCGUAGCUGGUGGCCUCGGGCAGGAAACUAGGACCCGCACUCCCUCCCUUCUCAAGGGGCUUCUCUUCAAGUUUGGGUUGCUGAAACUCUGAAGUUCUAAAAGCAUUCUUU
This is a messenger RNA of Hordeum vulgare subsp. vulgare (domesticated barley), 1003 nucleotides long. RefSeq names its product BTB/POZ and MATH domain-containing protein 2-like. Gene Ontology annotation, molecular function: protein binding. Gene Ontology annotation, biological process: protein ubiquitination. The transcript is spliced from 2 exons. Bases 1 to 984 code for a protein of 327 amino acids. The record is from RefSeq and is a predicted model, not a curated record. Lineage: Eukaryota; Viridiplantae; Streptophyta; Magnoliopsida; Poales; Poaceae.